Mobula hypostoma (lesser devil ray) is the source of this 1302-nucleotide messenger RNA. RefSeq names its product polycystin-1-like protein 2. Gene Ontology annotation, molecular function: signaling receptor activity; carbohydrate binding. Lineage: Eukaryota; Metazoa; Chordata; Chondrichthyes; Myliobatiformes; Myliobatidae. The coding region runs from base 1 to 1302 and encodes 433 amino acids. The record is from RefSeq and is a predicted model, not a curated record. The transcript is spliced from 8 exons.
AUGGGGACUGCUGAAGAAUGGGAUGCGAUUUUCCGAGAGUCAGAUAAUGAAGAGUAUGUCCUUUCGGGUAGAUGUUGGCUAGAAGUAUUUGAGAGCAGGAGUUGGAAUCUUUUCCCGCACGCCUCUGUCCACGAGAAAGUAGCUGCAUCUGAUGGCUGCUCGCCGUACUCUGCUGCAGAUCUUCGAGUUGAAGCCAUUUCUUGCUUAGAUCAACAGCUGGCCUUCCAGCAAAGCUGCUAUGAGAUUACUCGGCUGUCACGCAAUUUUCUGGGUGCACAGAAAUGGUGUGAACGGGGCGGAGGACACCUCGCCUUCAUCUUGGAUGAGGAAACUCAACAGUUCCUACACGACCAUCUGGAAGUGGAAAAGGACUGGUGGAUUGGGCUAGCUCCAUGGAAACAGAACUUAACUCAGGAUGAAAUGACUUCAGAAGGAACACUGUCCUGGCUGGAUGGUACAAGGGUGACGUAUGAUAACUGGGCUCCAGCACACCAGCCUUCUCCAUCAGCAACAUGCGCUCACAUUCUGAAGAACUCUAUGUACCACUGGAAGAGCACAGACAACUGUGGCCAGGAGCUCCAUUUCAUUUGUGAAUACGAGUCCAGCCGAGCUUUUGCCUGCGAUCACUUCAAUGCUACACUACAGUGCGAGUCUGGGCAGGUGAUUCAGAUCAACAGUAGUUUUUAUGGCCGCAAAUCUCUCUCUUUCUGCACCUUGGAGUCUGUAACCCCAACCGAACUUCAAGAUUGCAGUUGGAUUGAUGUAAGAGAAAAAGUGAAAGGUCAGUGCCAUGGAUUACAGGCUUGCCAAGUUGGAGCAGAUAAGACAUCCUUUGGUGAUCUUUGUCCAGACCUGGGCAAUUACCUUGUUAUUGACUAUCAUUGCAAAGAAGGUCUUCAUUUGCUUGUUGAUGAUGUGUAUGCAGUCCUGGAAAACAUCACGAUAUCUCAAACGUGGUUGCUGCAUCCAUACUCUGGGAACCUCACCUGCACAUUCGACACUGGCAAUGGCUUCAUAACCGAACCAUAUGAUCCAGUGCAGUCCACUAGCAACAAGACUUACCAGUAUCGGACUGCAGGUCUCUUCACUCUCAAUGUCGAAUGUACCUCUAGUGAGUGGCAUGUGACAGCGCAGAAAAUGGUCUCAAUCCAACAGCCAAUCAAUGGUUUUGGAAUAAUCAAAUGCUACAAUUUCAAUCAAUCUGAAGAAACUAAUGACUGCACAGUUCCAUAUGGAGAUCCACUGUUGAUUCAGCUUGUGGUUGAAGAAGGUGCAGUUUACUUUUCAAGAGCAGUAGAAUGA